CACUGGUUCCCAGGAAGCCCCGAUCGCUUUGGCGAGGGAGAAGGGUGGCGGGUCUGAGCCUUUUCUAGGAGCAGUCCUUAGCGCCGGACCCUUUUCUAGGAGCAGAAUUAUGGAGGACAAUGAUGACAGUGAAGCAAAGCUCAGAGAAGAAAUAGAAGCUGAACUGGAUAAAAUCAGCAUUUCUUCCUCGGAAAACGAUGAGGUUGAAAACGAUUCAGAAUCAGAAACUCAGAGUGAUGAUAGUGAUACUGAUCUAAUUGAAUUGCCAGAGUCAGUCCUUCACUGUAUCAAUGUCAUAAAGAACAAGAGUAAAUCUGCUGAAGAACUCUUUCUUCAGGACUUAGAAGACACUGAUGUCUUCAGUUGUAGUUAUGGUACAGUUUCUAACUAUCAUAUGCAUUUGAGGACUGGAUCAGCAGCCGAAGCAAAAGCAAAUUCUGAGCAGUUAAUGAAGAUAUUAUCUGUAAUAGAAAAGGAAGAAUUUAUGAGAAGUCUAACUCAUUCUGCCAGAUCUGAUUCUGUUCCUGAGCCUGUUAUUUUUGACACACCCAUGGAUGAAUGUAUUUUAUCAGAUGAUGCUGAUUUGAGUUUUGGAUACUUUGAAGUAGAAGAAAGAUGUAGAAAGUCUUUUGAAGCUUGGCAGGACAAGCAAAAAGAACUUGAAGAUAAAGAUAAAGAAACUCUCAAAGCUCAGAGUGAUCUAGAAAAACAGAAAUUUCAAGAAGAUGAUGAAAAGAGACAUUUCUGGAUAAAACAGUUUGAAGCUGAGAAGGAAAAAUUAGAAAACCUUCAGAAGAAAGACCAGGACAAAAUGAAUGAUGAACUUCAUAAAGAAGAGAAAAUAUGGAAAGAAAAAUAUAGAGAGCAUGAGGAACGUAUUAGAAACUUGCAUUUACAAAUGGAAGAGGAAAGAACAAGAUUAAGAGAGCUGCAGGAAAAAGAAAAAGCGCGUUUGCUAAAUUUGCAGCACAAUGCAGCUGUAAAAAUUCAAGCUACAUAUAGAGGAUUUAUAACUUACCAAAAAUAUAGCCCGAUCAUAAGAGAGCAAAUAGAAAAUAAGAAAAGGAAAGCCCGGGAGUGGAAAGAGAAGGAAGCGAAGAUCCGACAAAAGGAGGAAGAAAGAAGAAGAAGAAUUGAAGAGGAGCAGAGGAUUGAGGAGGAGAGAAAGAAGAAGAUGCUGGAGGAGAGGAGGAGGCGGGAAAGGGAAUACGAAGAGAAAAAGAGCAUCCUGAGACAAGAAAGAGAAGAACAACGAAACAGGGAAAAAAUGAGACCCAGGGAAGAUGCCCGCCAACCGCUGAUCAUCAGCUGCGCUGUAAGGAAGGGAGAAGGUCAUACCAAGCAGCUAGCUGUGGCAAAUGUGUCAAACAAUAAGGUUGCUAAAGCUGAAGAAUUAGCGGACACCAAUUCAAAGAAGCAAGAAGCUGUUUGUUUAGUUCAGCAAUCAAACAAGAGAGAAAAUGUGCGUAAACAGCUUGCAUUGAUGGAACCAACAGGAGUAAAAUUAAAACCAAGCCAGGCAAUAUUGGUGGAAACAAAAAUGAGUGCAAAAAAUGAAAACUUACCAAAAUUUAAAAUGAAUGAAAAUGUACCAAAACUAAAAAUGAAUGAAAAAAGUGAGAAUUUACCAAAGAAACAGUGUUCAGAAAAACUGGUUAACCGGGAAAUUAACUUAGAAAAUAUGGACCAAAAAUAUGAAUUGAAAAACUCAGACCUACAGGAAAAUGUCAAUACACAGUGCCAGGAGCAAGAACGGAAGUCCCAAACUCAAAAACAGGUAAAUGUGGAUCACGGCACAAAGGAGAAUGUAGGACAAGAAACCCAAAUAACGUUUGGGUUUGCAGUGACAGAAUCAGUAGGAGUAGAAUUAAAAACAAGUCAGGCGAUUUUGACGGAAUUAAAAAUGAAUGAAAACUUACCAAAAUUAAAAAUGGAUGAAAAAAGUGAGAACUUACCAAGGAAACAGUGUUCAGAAAAACUGGUUAACCAAGAAAUUAACUUAGAAAAUAUAGGCCAAAAAUAUGAAUUGAAAAACUCAGACCUACAGGAAAAUGUCAAUACACAGUGCCAGGGGCAAGAACGGAAGUCCCAAACUCAAAAGGAGGAAAAUGUAGAGCAAGCCACAAAGGAGAAUGUAGGACAAGAAACUCAAAUAAUGUUUGGGUUUGCAGUGACAGAAUCAGUAGGAGUAGAAUUAAAACCAGGCCAGACAAUUUUGGCAGAAUUUAAAAUGAAUGAAAACUUACCAAAAUUAAAAAUGGAUGAAAAAAGUGAGAAUUUACCAAUGAAACAAUGUUCAGAAAAACUGGUUAACCGGGAAAUUAACUUAGAAAAUAUAGACCAAAAAUAUGAAUUGAAAAACUCAGACCUACAGGAAAAUGUCGAUACUCAGUGCCAGGGACAAGAACGGAAGUCCCAAACUCAAAAACAGGAAAAUGUGGAUCACGGCACAAAGGAGAAUGUAGGACAAGAAACCCAAAUAAUGUUUGGGUUUGCAGUGACAGAAUCAAUCGGAGUAGAAUUAAAAACAAGUCAGGCGAUUUUGUCAGAAUUAAAAAUGAAUGAGAAAAAUGAAAACUUACCAAAAUUAAAAAUGGAUGAAAAAAGUGAGAACUUACCAAAGAAACAAUAUUCAGAAAAAUUGGUUAACCAAGAAAUUAACUUAGAAAAUAUAGGCCAAAAAUAUGAAUUGAAAAACUCAGACCUAAACGAAAAUGUCAAUACUCAGUGCCAGGGGCAAGAACGGAAGUCCCAAACUCAAAAGGAGGAAAAUGUAGAGCAAGCCACAAAGGAGAAUGUGGGACAAGAAACUCAAAUAAUGUUUGGACACAAACAAGAAAUGAGUGAAGAGGACAAUACUGGAGCACAGGAGAUCAUCAAUGAUAAUCAAGAGAGACCAGAGCAAGAUAGAUCAUUGUAUAAAGAGAAUUGUUCUUCAACUAUUUCCAUGCAAAAAGACCCACUGUCACUAAUACUUGAAAAUCCUGCACCUGCAGAAAGAAAUGUAAUGUUGGAAGCCAAAGAGAUUGAUUUAAAAUCAAAAAGAAUUGAGGAAAUCCCGAAGAACAAUGUGCUGCCCUGCGAUACUGUGAUCAUGAACUCAAAAGCCUUCGUGCAUACAGAAGGCAACACACAUCAGCAGGGUUCUGUCUCAGGCCAACUGGCUCCCAGUGAAGAGGCUGGCAGUCACAGUGCUAAUAGCCCCCUGGUCACUGCAGAAGGGGACUGUCCUAAGUCGGAGAUUAAAGACAUUUCAGAACAAUGGAAGCAAACUAAGGCUCAAAGGGACAGUGGCCUGGCCUGCUCUCUUUCACAGGCAACAGUUUUAUCUUCAGUUGAGGAAAGGAGACUGGCUUGGAUAAAGUCAUUUAAACCUUGGCCUGAAAUCUUUGAGCAAAAUCAACUCAAGGAAGUCAUUAAAAAAAAGAGACUUGUCAAGUGUCCAACAAAUACAAUGCCUCCUUUGGAUGCAUCAGCCAUUCUCCGGCAUGGCCCUUGGAAUACUUUACAGCAGGUUACAGCCAUUACAUUUCAGGACUUGCCUGGCUGUAGUCUUUCUACACUAGCAGAGUGCACAAAUCUUCAGCUUCUGUCUCUCCGACGCUGUGGGUUAACUUCUUUGCAUGGCCUGACCCACUGCAAAAAACUUAAGUACAUCGAUGCACAGGAAAACCACAUUGAGACUAUCAAUUGUGAAAAUUUGGAAAAUCUCCGUGCUGUUCUUCUUAAUCAAAACCUGCUGACUUCUAUUCAUGGCUUGGAUGGAUGCACUAAUAUCCAUAACCUUGAACUUUCACAUAACAAAAUCACUCGAAUCAGUGGUUUAGAACAUUUGAAAUACCUUCAGCGACUAACUGUGGACCAUAAUCAGUUAAUUAGCACUAAAGGUCUUUGUGAAGCACCUACCAUCAUAUACCUGGAUUGUUCACAUAAUCAUCUUACUGAUAUUGAAGGCAUUGGAAAUUGUGGAUUGCUCCAAAUAGUAAAGUUGCAAGGCAAUUACCUAAGAGAGCUUCCAUCCUUAAAGAAUCAUGUUCUGCUUAGAGAACUGCAUCUGGACGACAACAGCAUUGUGAACGUGGAAGGACUUUCUUCAUGUUGGCUGCCUUUACUGCAAGAUCUGAGUAUCUCUCAAAACAGUUUAACAACAAUUGUACCACUUUUUCAUUUUGUGUCUUUGGAAAAACUAGAUGUCAGCAACAAUUGUCUUUCUGAUCUGACAAGUGUCAUGUGUUGGUUCAAUGCAUGCUACUCUCUCCGUGAGCUUUGUCUCACUGGAAACCCGGUACUUCAGGAAAUAAACUGGAGGCAUUCUAUACUUAAAAUAUUACCUGCUCUAAGAAUCCUCAAUGGUGACAUCCUAAAACCUCACUCAGAUGUCCAUAUUGAAGAAGAACACUAUCACCAAGACCUAGAAUGUUUAUUGGCACUUUGUCAGUAUCAACUUCAAGAGUUCAACUUAUUAACUGACAAGUAUAUCACACAGAAGGGGGACAUUCUCACUUUGCCUGGUGCAGACAAACUCUGUCAGCACUAUGAGAACUUAAUGAAACUCAGUAAUGAGUGCAGACGUGCACAUGAACAUGGGGAUGUAAAUAUCAUCAAGAAGGCUGAACCAGAAACUGAGAAAAAACAUCCAGCAUCUUCAAACACCAACAGCAUACUCCAAAACAAGGUCUUCCAUUCUUGGACUGAUUCACCAGAUCCUUCUGAAAACCUCAUGGUCUCUGGCUCCAGACCUUCCCCAUUCAAAUGGGAGGAACCAGAAGGAAGAAGUCAGGAGAAAAACAUGGCACAAAAGAAUGAACACAGUAGAAUAGGCAGCCCCUCCACCAGAAGAGCCUCAUUCCGAGAAAUGAAGAUGGCAAAUUCUCCAAUGGAUAAUCAUCAAAAUACUGAGCCCGGUGAAACAAGUAAGGCAGCUGGGUUAAUCCAAGCCCAAUGGCGUAGUUACGUUGCACACAGACAGAUCAAUUGCUCUGCAAAAACACAACCUACCACAACAGAACUGCUGCAUAAUCCCUUCACUAAUAACCAGACUACUUCAAAUGAAGAAAGAAGAAAAAAUAUUAUGAAUAUCCAAGAUCUGAGGGAGAAGGCUGCUCUUCAUAUUCAGGCAGUUUGGAAGGGCUUUAUUUUACGAAAGAAACUGGCUAUGGCCCUGGAGGCUCUCAGGAAUGAAGAAUCUGGAGAAGAAUAUGAAGAAAUAGAUUUAGAGGAUUUUGAAUAUGAUGAGGAUGCCUUGGAGAAAGACCGGCCAGUUUUAGAUUCCACCGGCUUCCCUUCACAAACACUGCCUUCCUCGAACCAGCUGCCCUGGCCAAAGAAUAAGAACUCUCAGGCUUUGAAACAUGAUGAAACUUCACUUCCUGUACCAACUCGUCCAGCUCAGGCAUGGCUAUGGAAUGAGAAAGAAAAUUUGUUUUCAUCAGAACAGACACAGUUAAGUAGCAGCAGAUCAGAAAACAGAACUUUAUCUCAGACACCUGAAUCAACCACCAGUAGGAAGAGUUUACUGCAAUCUGAAAAAGAAGAAAAAAUUUCAGAAGAAUGGGGCUUUAAGAAUAUAUCCACAGCUCAGCAGAUGCUAAAGAGAGCGCAGAAAAUGAAAUCAAAAAAAUUAAGGAAAAAAUUAGACCCCUCUGUGCGACUAGCAUUAUUCAAAAAAAACAAUCAUGAAGUUUCUGUUACAAAGCCAUCGAAGAAGACAUGGCUCAGGAGAGAUAAUUACUUUGAAGACGAGGAGGAAGAUGCCCUCUCCAAGCUGACCACUGUGAAUGAAAAGUCAGAAAGAAGUCAUGAGUACACCUACCAGUGGCUUCAUACACAAGUUGGCGUUCCAGAAACAACUAGUUCCAGAGCCCAGAAAUGCAAUCACUUCUUGCCUGAGUUAGAUCCAGAUGUACUUCAUGGUGGAAGAGUUCAACUUGUGGCAAGACUUGUAAGCAGAGAAGACACGGAUUUAGACCUUUCUUCCAUGACCAGUGGAAGUGCUUUGUCUGUGCACAGAGAAAAAAAAAGCCAGGCACGCAGAGACUCAUCGGGAUCCUCAACAAAUACAGUAUGCAAAAUGUUGCACUCGGCUCAGGGCUCAGAGGACCUAUUAAUCUGCAUCUGGAAUGCCUUUCUCGAAGCUGAAGCCAGGUUCUCCAGUGACUCUCCUCAGCACACUCUGUGUAAUAGGAUCCAGUGAACUUCUGCUUUCCCUUUUGUUUUUCCGGCUCUCUGGUGAAAUUCUUCAUCCCGAGAUGACUAACCAGAUUUCAAGAUGCAUUUGUUUAGUUUUUAUCCCCCAUGCACCUUUGGAGUCCUGUUGCAUUUCAAACCUGUAAAUCUCUUUUAACCUGAUUGGGAUAGAAAUGUUAAUGAGCCUUGGGCUGUCAAUCUAUAAAGAAAACAUAGAUUCCUAUGUUUCAGCCUAGAAGCUGAGCUCCACAUGUCCUUGUUUUGUGAACACUGUUAGGUCAUCCCUUUGCUAACAACAUCUACAAAUCAGCAUAAUGUAAUGAUGGAAAAUAUUUUAUCUCAGCUUAUUUUCAACUCAGAGGGAGAAAACCACAUUAAAGCUGACAUCGGUAGGUUUUAUGGUUCAUAUACCUACCCAAUGAAGUGGAAAGGCUAGUAUGAGAAAUGAGACGUUUAUUAUUCAACUGUUUUAGUAUGUAAGAGAAACUUCAUAGCUUUUUUUCUUUUAUAAGCUUUUGUGACUUUUUUCCCAUAAUAUUAAUUGUGAAGAUGAUUGCUAUUGAUGUUCUUAAAUUUGUAGGUGAGGGUUGAUAAAUGUGAAUAAAACUGCUCCUGAAAUGGGGUGCUUAAAUCAGAAGAUCUUUAUAGUGUGAUUUAUUUGUGCCUACUCUGAAACUGAUUAUCUAAAGAACCUUAUAUUUCAAACCUGUUGUUUUAUAGUACCACUAGUAUACUUGUGUUUA
This is a messenger RNA of Onychomys torridus (southern grasshopper mouse), 6929 nucleotides long. RefSeq names its product leucine rich repeats and IQ motif containing 1 (gene Lrriq1). NCBI's taxonomy places the organism in Eukaryota, Metazoa, Chordata, Mammalia, Rodentia, Cricetidae. The transcript has 28 exons. Gene Ontology annotation, molecular function: protein binding. The record is from RefSeq and is a predicted model, not a curated record. The coding region runs from base 110 to 6193 and encodes 2027 amino acids.